Stomoxys calcitrans (stable fly) is the source of this 3395-nucleotide messenger RNA. RefSeq names its product monocarboxylate transporter 9 (gene hrm). Lineage: Eukaryota; Metazoa; Arthropoda; Insecta; Diptera; Muscidae. Gene Ontology annotation, molecular function: monocarboxylic acid transmembrane transporter activity. The transcript is spliced from 10 exons. The coding region runs from base 1179 to 3149 and encodes 656 amino acids. The record is from RefSeq and is a predicted model, not a curated record. Gene Ontology annotation, biological process: monocarboxylic acid transport; transmembrane transport.
UUUGAAAGAAAACUUCAGACUGUUUAAGUCGUUGAUUAAAAGGCAAGAUAUUUUUUUUGUGUCAAAUAAUUUUUGGAUUUUCUCGAAGAAAUUUAUUUUUUGAAUUGACAGUUUCGCUGUGGCUCGGACUGCGUAUAAUAAAUUGGAAGCUAUUAUAUAUUUCUGGGAGGAAUUGGGAGCGUUUAUCUCUAAUUUCUCCCAAGGAUUUUUUAUUUAAAGUUUUUUUCCGCGAGAGAGAUAAAAGGAAAAGCAUCUCCAGAACACCACCAGUCUGACCUUUGGCUGUUUUAGGCGCACCAUUGCGAAUGAUUGUUGCCGUAAAUUUUAUUGUUGACAAAAGGAUAAUCAACCAUUCCAAGCUCUUGUCAAGAUUAUGAAAUAAAUAGAGCUACAUAUAUAAAGAAAAAUUUUGACAUACUUAUAUAAAUUCCUGACGUUUCUUAAGAGGAUCCAAAACAAAAAGGACAAUAUUAUCAUUGAGAGCGUAUCGUCAGAAGGGCAUCAUGGCAUAGUCUACAAUUUGUUUUACCAAAUACUUAUUUUGUCAAGAGUGAAUAUUUUACUUUGAUUUUGUUAAGCACCAGAAUCCAGCAAAGGCAACAGGCCUGCGGUCAACGAUGGACAUAAUGUUCUGCGGGUCUAUUAAGUUCGAGGCCAAAAGAGACAAAUAUAGAAUAUGAUCUAGUACCCCCGGAUGGUGGUUGGGGAUGGCUGGUGUUAGCAGGAUCAAUGAUGGUUAACAUUUUAAUACCUGGGACCAUAAAAAGUUUCGGAGUUCUUUUUGUUGAAUUUUUGGAAGCAUUUAAUGCUUCACCUGCUACAGCUGCAUGGAUUCCUGCUUUAUGCUAUUUUUUGUACAGUUCUUUGGGACCCGUCUCUAGCAUCCUAUCUGUAAAAUAUUCGUACAGAACGGUGACUUUAUUGGGUGGUGCAUCUGCGGCUCUUGGAAUGAUAUUGUCAUACUGGGCAUCAUCGGUUGCCUAUUUGUAUUUAAGUUAUGGCCUUCUGGUAGGCAUUGGUGCUGGUUUGUCAUUUCCUCCUACAGUAUAUAUCGUUACAUCAUACUUGGUGAAGUAUCGGGGUCUUGCCAAUGGACUUUGCAUAUCGGGCAGUACGCUGGGAUCUAUUAUCUUACCACCUAUAUUACGCUGGCUUCUUAUAACAUACAGCUACAGGUUAUGGAUAAGAAAAGCGUCUCACAAGCACAUAGAAACUAUAUGAGCAAUAAAAAAAACAACAGCGACAACGAAAUAAGGGAUACAAGAGCGGGUCUAUUAAGUUCGAGGCCAAAAGAGACAAAUAUAGAAUAUGAUCUAGUACCCCCGGAUGGUGGUUGGGGAUGGCUGGUGUUAGCAGGAUCAAUGAUGGUUAACAUUUUAAUACCUGGGACCAUAAAAAGUUUCGGAGUUCUUUUUGUUGAAUUUUUGGAAGCAUUUAAUGCUUCACCUGCUACAGCUGCAUGGAUUCCUGCUUUAUGCUAUUUUUUGUACAGUUCUUUGGGACCCGUCUCUAGCAUCCUAUCUGUAAAAUAUUCGUAUAGAACGGUGACUUUAUUGGGUGGUGCAUCUGCGGCUCUUGGAAUGAUAUUGUCAUACUGGGCAUCAUCGGUUGCCUAUUUGUAUUUAAGCUAUGGCCUUCUGGUAGGCAUUGGUGCUGGUUUGUCAUUUCCUCCUACAGUAUAUAUCGUUACAUCAUACUUUGUGAAGUAUCGGGGUCUUGCCAAUGGACUUUGCAUAUCGGGCAGUGCGCUGGGAUCUAUUAUCUUACCACCUAUAUUACGGUGGCUUCUUAUAACAUACAGCUACAGGGGAGCGGUCUUAAUUAUGGGAGGCAUAACUCUUAAUGUAUUUGUCGCCGCCAUAUUCUAUGAGCCUGUUGAGCGACAUAUGAUACGAGUUCCUAACAACAAAACAAUGCUUGAAGAUAUUGAAGAAGAGGACAUCGGAAUUGUACUACAAUUUGAGUCCAUGAAUAAAACAAACGACGAUAUAUACACGACCAAUAAACAGGUCGUAUCUUAUAACACACCAGGUACAAAUUCGCAAGACUUGCAAAAUUUUAACCUAGGUGCGGAAGAUCCGCUAUUUAUGAGAAGUGCAUCAGCAACUGUCGUCCAAAACAUGGGAAAAAAUCAUGAUGAAAUGCAUCAAUCCUCUUCUUCGCGAAUACGUAAAGUCAGUACACCUGUUCGUCUGCCGCAGCGGAAUCAAACAUUUGCAACAUCAGGACAACUCAAUUCACAAUCAUCCCUAUACGCUGUUCCUGAAAGUUGUUGCUCAAGUAAUAAACUCGAACGCAUGAGAAAUAGCUCAAAAAAUCAUUUAACACGUCUAUCUCCAUCCACCAGUAGUUUUCAAUAUAUCAGUACUCCGUAUCAUGGCAGCACUCUCUCUUUUCAACCAAAAGAAUUUUCAUCUCAUCUCUCAUUGCGUUCAAUUGCUAGUGGUACAGCAGUAAAUGCUAUACAUUCGGACCUUAAAUUAGAGAGCAUAAAGCAAGAGGAAAGUGAUAUUGACAAGCGAACAAAAUUCUUUGAUUUAAGUUUACUCACGGAUCCUACAUAUUUGGUUAUACUGAUAUCGAAUUCUACAAACGCCAUCGGCUACACUAAUUUUAUCAUAUUAUUACCCGCAUACGGUGUUGCGCUGGGAUUUGAUAAAUCGUUAGCCGCGUACCUCAUUUCAAUUGUCUCUACAACAGAUCUAAUUGGACGUAUUGGGGGAUCAGCUCUUUCAGAUAUGGGAUUAAUACCGAAAACGUGGUAUUUUAUUGGCGGGUUAGCAAUUUCAGGUGUUAGCUUGGCAAUACUUCCGUUAUCUUCUAGUUACGGAAUGGUGAGUUUUUGGUGCGCGGUAUUUGGAUUAGCGUCAGGAGUUUAUGUAGGCAUCACUGCUGUUAUAAUGGCUGAUAUGUUGGGGUGCGAACGUUUGACGUCUUCUUAUGGCAUCAGCCUGUUCGUCAAUGGCAUAUUACAAUUAAUUGGACCCCCCAUAUGUGGUCUUUGGUUCGAGUCUGUAGGUAAAUAUAACCCACUUUUUCACACAUUAGGUGUUAUUUUACUUAUUGGAGCUAGUCUUUGGAGCUUAAUGCCCUUUAUUAAGAGUCACAAUCAACAAAAACGAACUUCCAUAGAGAAUAAUACAUUGUAAUUUUUGAUUUAAAAUCUUGUAGUUUUUGAUUUUUUGCCGCAUAAUAUAUACUUGAUUAUAUACGUUUAGGAAGUAGUUUUUGUACUUCCUCUGUACACAAAAAGCGUGCAGAAGGACAUGACUUAUAUAUAGACUAUUUUUAGUUCUUAAGCAAUGUCACAAAAAUUUCACCAUACAGAAGUGUAAUUUUUUAAAUUAAGUAUCACCAAAUGUUAUAUAUACAAUAAAAAUGCUUCAAAAGCUAAA